CCACUCCACUCGUGCGUCAGCGAGUGCGCACGGCGUCCAGCGAAUGCCGCUGCUGCUCUCAGAACCUCACUCAACAGGCAUUUACGCACACUUGCACGUCGGGAUCAGUCACGUGCCGACAAGAAAUUAUCCGGGAGACAUCAUUCGGAUGGGAUGGCUAUGUUUAGUUAUGAUUGUGGUCCUGUUGCGCACCGUGGUACCUAAAUCUCCGCAGUCCCAUUUUGUCCCGCGUCUGUCUUGGUAGCUCCAUAUUUUUUGUUUCUUUUUGGAAAGGAGACGAGAAUGGCAGCUUCCCACAACGGAUCGAACCUUACCUCAAACUACACGAACCAGUUUGUGCAGCCGCCGUGGCGCGUCGCCCUCUGGUCCGUCGCCUACAGCCUAGUGCUGGCCGUGGCCGUGUUCGGCAAUCUUAUCGUCAUUUGGAUCAUUUUGGCUCAUAAACGCAUGAGGACGGUGACCAACUAUUUUCUCCUCAACUUGGCCUUCUCGGACGCCUCCAUGGCCGCCUUCAACACUUUGAUCAACUUCGUCUACGCGACCCACGGGGAGUGGUACUUUGGGGAGGCUUACUGCAAAUUCCACAACUUCUUUCCGGUCACGUCCGUGUUCGCCAGCAUUUACUCCAUGACUGCAAUCGCCGUGGACAGGUACAUGGCCAUUAUCCACCCACUAAAGCCUCGUUUGUCAGCCAAGGCCACCACCGGAGUCAUUGCCUGCAUCUGGAGUCUGGCCGUGGUUCUGGCCUUUCCUCUCUGCUACUUCUCCAGAAUUCGAGUUCUGCCUCGCAGGACCUUGUGCUUUGUGGCGUGGCCCCGUGUGGAAGACGACCCUGUCAUGUACCACAUCAUAGUGACAGUGCUGGUCUAUGUGCUGCCUUUGGUGGUGAUGGGCAUCACCUAUUCUAUUGUGGGAGUCACAUUGUGGGGAGGGGAGAUACCUGGAGAUUCGUCUGACAACUAUCACGGACAACUGCGAGCUAAGAGAAAGGUGGUGAAGAUGAUGAUCAUCGUCCUGGUGACCUUUGCACUCUGCUGGCUGCCCUAUCAUAUCUACUUCAUUGUAACGGGCCUCAACAAGCAUCUGGUCAAGUGGAAGUCCAUCCAGCAAGUUUACCUGUCUGUGCUGUGGUUGGCCAUGAGCUCCACCAUGUACAAUCCUAUUAUCUAUUGUUGCCUGAACAGCAGGUUUCGUGCUGGCUUCAAGCGAGCUUUUCGCUGGUGCCCUUUCAUCAAGGUGUCCAGCUACGACGAGUUGGAACUUCGCGCGACCCGGCAGCACCCAAUGCGGCAGAGCAGCAUGUACACGCUCUCCAGAAUGGACACCACCAUGGUCGUGGUUUACGACUCUGCCGAUGGUGAUGCCGGUGGCUCCGGAAGGAAGUGGUCACUGUCCUCCAGGAAGAAAAGCUACAUCACGUCUCGCCACACAACUGCCUCGUGUAGCAUUGGAAGCAUAAAAACCCCAAAUGGCAGCACCGCAACUCCUCAAAGUGAGCAAUUCUCUUGAGUAGUACUGUAAUUUCUUGAGAAUACCACGCGCUUGUAUUAAUAGUGUACACAAGUGUGUUAUUCCCCCGCCCGCUCCAAAUUGUCCCAUCAAAAGCUGAUUGUCCUUUGUACUAUGUAACUAUCAGCUGCUCCACCGAUUUGAUGGGAAUUCUCUUACCUUGCUAACAGUUUUGGGAAGACUCGAGCCUUCGUCUGAGUUGUGGCCAUUCCUGGUGUGAGAUGAAA
This is a messenger RNA of Hippocampus zosterae (dwarf seahorse), 1736 nucleotides long. RefSeq names its product tachykinin receptor 3a (gene tacr3a). Gene Ontology annotation, biological process: G protein-coupled receptor signaling pathway; positive regulation of flagellated sperm motility. The record is from RefSeq and is a predicted model, not a curated record. NCBI's taxonomy places the organism in Eukaryota, Metazoa, Chordata, Actinopteri, Syngnathiformes, Syngnathidae. Bases 283 to 1509 code for a protein of 408 amino acids. Gene Ontology annotation, cellular component: plasma membrane; sperm midpiece. Gene Ontology annotation, molecular function: tachykinin receptor activity. The transcript is spliced from 5 exons.